Peronospora farinosa is the source of this 984-nucleotide messenger RNA. NCBI's taxonomy places the organism in Eukaryota, Oomycota, Peronosporomycetes, Peronosporales, Peronosporaceae. The record is from the annotation of a GenBank genome assembly.
AUGAUUUCGCAGCGAAUGGUCAUUACGUUGUUGCUGGCUGCGUCAUGUAGUUGGCUUGCCAAGGUGUCCGCAUCAAUCACCUACAACGGCUACGGCACUGUCUACUCGCUUAGCUCCCCUUUUGAUGGCAACUGCAACUUCAUGCGGUGGCCUGAAGAUGCCGUCACGAAGUAUGCCGCCCUUAACGCCGAGCAGUGGGAAGGAAGCAUGAACUGCGGUCGAUGCGCAGAAGUCUCGUGCACCGACGCGUCGUGCUCCGGUCAUUCAGAGAUCGUCUACAUCAUGGACCAGUGUCCGGGCUGCGCGCACGGUGACCUGGAUCUGUCGCCGGACGUGUUUGAGAGUAUCACAGGCCAGUCGAACACGAAGCUGAGUAUCGAGUGGAAAUUUGUGGACUGUCCGAUCUCGAACAAUGUGCAGUACUGUUUGAAAACCGGCAGCAGUGAGUUUUGGAUGGCAGUGCAGCCGACAAACUUCGUGUCGGGUGUGACGAGUCUAUCAAUCAACGGCCAGAAGACAUCUGUAAUCGAUUCGGCGUACUACUUCCUGAUCGACGGCUGCGGCAAAAGUGUGGUGGACUUGAGAUCCGUGAGCAUUUCGAUAGAAGGCAUGAACGGCGAGGUAUUGAAGGAUACGUUGUCAUUAACCGCCAAUGAAUGUACCGACGGAAGCUUGCAAUUUGUUUCCAGUGGCAGCAUUCCUCAAUCGGCCAUCACAACGACGAAGACAGCAUCACUUAAGACUGCUUCUAUAGCUUUUGCUCAGGAAGAAGCAAGCAGUAGCAAUAGUCUUCACUCGACGGCUUUCAUUGUUGCUGCAGUGUGUGUGGCAUUGGGAGUGGUCGGUGGUGUGGUGAUUGUUGUUCACAAAAAGCGCAAACGGCUCGAAGAGAGCAAGAUAAUAGACGACAGCGCUUCACUGGAGUCAUACGUCAGUAUUCACUCCCCGAAGUGGGAAGUUCCUGUAGUGCACUCUGCUGUGUAG